This is a messenger RNA of Polyodon spathula (Mississippi paddlefish), 4220 nucleotides long. RefSeq names its product leucine-rich repeat containing G protein-coupled receptor 4 (gene lgr4). Lineage: Eukaryota; Metazoa; Chordata; Actinopteri; Acipenseriformes; Polyodontidae. The coding region runs from base 543 to 3386 and encodes 947 amino acids. Gene Ontology annotation, cellular component: membrane. The record is from RefSeq and is a predicted model, not a curated record. Gene Ontology annotation, molecular function: G protein-coupled receptor activity; protein-hormone receptor activity; protein binding. Gene Ontology annotation, biological process: G protein-coupled receptor signaling pathway. The transcript is spliced from 18 exons.
GCUGUAAUGCUGGUUGUGCGAGAGGAGAGAGAAGGAACGUGUGGAUUGUGGAAUGACUAAAAGCUCCCUUCUAUCUUACAGCAAACCAAACGCAGGGAAAAGGAGGCAAUUCCAUUUUUAUUUUUCCAGUGAACUGAGUUAAAAAAAAUAGUGAGUGAGAUCUUGCUUUCCCUCGUUUUAAUGGGACAGAGAAACGUGAAUAGAAAAAAAGUGUUCACUAUCUGUGCGGCAAGGCUGCACUAGGCUGUCAGCCUAACGUGGAUUUAAGCGAAACAAGACAUGUUUUUGACAAUAAAUAAAUAUACUGGCAUAUUUUGGUUUUAAGGACAAAACGGCAAAUUAAGAACAAGUUGGAUUAUGUUUUGCUUUAAGUGUUUUUAUUAUUAUUAGUAUUAUUAUUAUUAUUACCAUUUCUAAAUAGAACAAAUACAUUAGCCAGCUUAAUUUCAUGGUGCUAUAUCGGACUAGAAAACAACACUGGAACAACUAACCAAGGAGAUAGCAACGCUCGACUGUUGACUAGUACAAACUUAACUGUGAGAAUGCUGGCUGCACGUAUCCUGUGUUCUGGUUUGAUCCUGAUUUGUGGAAACGCUGCAGGACAAGGCGACUCUUCCCCGGCUCCUUGCCCGGCUCCGUGCCGGUGCGACGGGGACGGAGGUGCAGAUUGCUCUGGUAAAGGACUAACCACCGUUCCAGUGGGGCUAAGCGCCUUCACCUACUAUCUGGAUAUCAGUAUGAAUAACAUCACAGAGCUGCCUGCCGAAGUCUUCAAAAACCUCCCAUACUUGGAAGAACUGCGCUUGGCUGGCAACGAUCUUGCCUUCAUCCACCCCGAGGCCUUGUCUGGGCUGCACCAGCUCAAAGUCCUGAUGCUGCAGAACAAUCAGCUGAAGACUGUCCCCAGCAAGGUGCUGAAAGGAUUAACCUCCCUGCAGUCCCUGAGACUGGAUGCUAAUCACAUCACGGUGGUCCCGGAGGACAGCUUUGAGGGUCUCGGGCAGCUGCGUCACCUGUGGCUGGAUGAUAACAGCCUGACUGAGGUUCCAGUCAGUCCGCUCAGUAACCUCCCCUCCCUGCAGGCCCUGACGCUGGCACUCAACAGAAUCUCAAACAUCCCGGACCGGGCCUUCGCAAACCUCUCCAGUCUGGUGGUGCUACACCUUCAUAACAAUAAAAUUCAACAGAUAGGAGACCAUUGCUUUGCUGGAUUAGACAACCUGGAAACACUGGACCUAAACUACAACAACCUGAUUGAGUUUCCUGGAGCAAUCAAAUCCCUGCCAAACCUCAAAGAGCUGGGAUUUCACAGUAACAACAUAGCCGUGAUCCCUGAAGGUGCUUUCAACAGAACCCCACUGCUAAGAGCAAUACACAUGUACGAUAACCCACUUUCUUUUGUGGGCACCUCAGCCUUCCAGAACUUGUCAGAAUUGCACUCCCUGAUUGUCCGAGGAGCUGGCAUGGUGCAGUGGUUUCCCAACCUGACUGGCACAGUGAACCUGGAGAGCUUAACUUUGACUGGAACCAAGAUAAGCAGCAUUCCCAUUACCUUGUGUCAGGAUCACAAGAGACUCCGCACCUUGGACCUGUCGUACAACGAGAUAAGUGAUCUCCCGAGUUUUCAGAGCUGUGCCAACCUGGAAGAAAUAGCCUUACAGCACAAUCAAAUCAAAGACAUCAAGGCAGACACAUUUCAAGGAUUGGUUUCCCUCCGCUUGCUAGACCUCAGCCGAAAUGAGAUCGACUCGAUUCAAAGAGAUGCUUUCCUAUCACUCUCUGCGUUAACUAACCUGGACCUGAGUUUCAAUGAGCUGAAUUCCUUACCAACUGUGGGCCUGACUGGACUGAAUCAGCUGAAACUAGCAGGCAAUCUGGCACUGAAAGGGUUACUGGCAGCCAAGGACCUCAAGAAGCUCAGGACUUUGUCAGUGCCCUAUGCCUACCAGUGCUGUACCUUUGGUGGAUGCAACUCCUACUUGACUACCAAUGUGGAAGAUCCCAGUAAACAGGACGGCAGCCUUAAAAAAACAGGUGAUAUAAUCAGUGAAGAUGAAGGGGAAAUAAUUCAGCUCUCUGUGCACUGUACACCUUCUCCAGGCGCUUUUAAGCCAUGUAAGCACUUGCUGGGCAGCUGGAUGAUUCGCCUCACGGUUUGGUUCAUCUGCCUGGUGGCACUGGUGUUUAACAUCCUGGUACUCGUCACGACCUUCGCCCCCUGCGGCACUGUGUCCUCCGCCAAGCUUUUCGUGGGCCUCAUUGCUGCCUCUAACCUGCUGAUGGGCGCGUACACGGGCAUGCUGAGCGGGCUGGACGUGGUGUCCUGGGGCCGCUUCGCAGACUACGGUGUCUGGUGGGAGACGGGCAUUGGCUGCCGGGCCACAGGCUUCCUGGCCAUCUUCUCCUCGGAAGCCUCCAUCCUCUUCCUCACCCUGGCAGCUACUGAGCGCAGCGUCUCCAUGAAGGACAUCCUGAAGAAGGGCAAGAGCUGCCGGCACAGGCAGUUCCAGGUGAUGGCUGGACUGGUCGGCCUCUUUGCCAUGGUUGCGGCUUGCCUGCCCCUCUUCCACGUAGGCGAGUUUUCCUCCUCCCCUCUCUGCCUGCCCUUCCCCACAGGUGAGACUCCCUCCCUGGGGUUCACGGUCACCCUGGUCCUCCUGAACUCUGUGGCCUACCUCCUGAUGGCCGUCAUCUACACCAAACUCUACUGCGGCCUCGAAAAGACAGAUGUGUCAGAGACGCCACAGUCCGGCAUGAUCAAGCACGUGGCCUGGCUCAUCUUCACCAACUGCAUCUUCUUCUGCCCUGUGGCAUUCUUCUCCUUCGCCCCUCUGAUCACGGCCAUCGCCAUCAGCCCGGAGAUCAUGAAGUCGGUGACACUCAUCUUCUUCCCCCUGCCGGCUUGCCUGAACCCCGUGCUCUAUGUUUUCUUCAAUCCCCAGUUCAAGGAGGACUGGCGGCAGCUCAAGCACUGUGGCAGGUGGAGGACCGGCAAGUCGGUGGGUGCUGCUGCCGGUGGGCAGAACGGGUGCUCGGCGGGGCAGGAUUUCUACUACGACUGUGACAUCUACGCUCAGCUGCAGAGCGGCAGCCUGUCCGUGUGUGACUGCUGCGAGUCGUACAUGCUCGCUAAGCCCAUGCCCUGUAAACACUUGGUAAAGUCUCACAGCUGCCCGGCACUGGCAGUGGUGCCCUGCCAGCGGGCGGACGGUUACUGGUCGGACUGUGGCACGCAGUCGGCCCAGUCAGAGUACGCGGACGAGGGAGACUCCUUUGUCUCGGACAGCUCGGAUCAAGUGCAGGCCUGCGGACGGGCCUGCUUUUACCAGGGCCGCGCCAUCCCUCUGGUCCACUACUCGUACAAUAUUCCAAGAAUCAAAGACUAGAGCAAAACCAAUACUGUUCAGAUACUUAAUAAACAAUAAACACUAUGAAACGCAUGUAGUGUCUCUAUAUGCCAACGUUCAGGAAACACUUUUGUAAUCAGUAUGUGACUUGCCUAUUAAGAAGGGAAUUUGGCAAUACAUUUUUUUUCUUUCUCUUGAGCCAUGAAUCCUUGUUUUAACAAAACGAGUUUCCCGUUUUUUUUUUUUGUUUAAGUAAGGUUUUGGAUAUCUUUAACCCAGUCGUUGUGACUUUUGGAACUGUCUUUGGAUUCACUUUGUUGGCUUGUCUUCCUCUUCGGAAUGAUAUGGUUGCCUUAGCAAAAGCUUUUUAUUUACAAUACGAGGGACAUUCUGCUUUUAUUUUCAAUCCAAGACGAAACAAAUUUCAGUUGAGGAAAUGGGUAGCUACCUCCUAACUUUAUGUAGGAUUUUUAAAAUGAAAUAGAUAUUAGAUAAUGUGUUUCUACAUGUAAUUCUAUGCUGAUGGGUUAUAUCUAGGCUUACUACUUUUUGAUAUUAAUAGGUAAACGUCAAAUUCACAAAAAAUUUGAGUUUGAAAUUUAUAUAGGAUAAACCUUGGUAAAACCACUCAAUUAUUUUUUAUCAUUAUUACCAAAAAUAAUAAUUUUGAAAUCCCAUCUGUAGUUUGUGUUAUUUUUAUACUUGCUGUCUGUUCCAUCUCCGUUCUACUCUGGCAAAGGGGUCGCUGUCAGUCAUCUCAGUGGUCCAUUAGUGCUGUAGUUUCACUAUCACUGCCAUUUCACCCUGUUCUGACAGAUCUCGUUGACUGAAGCAGCGCUAGAAUGUUGUCAUUCGUUUAAAUGACUGUCAAUC